Arctia plantaginis is the source of this 1833-nucleotide messenger RNA. Lineage: Eukaryota; Metazoa; Arthropoda; Insecta; Lepidoptera; Erebidae. The record is from the annotation of a GenBank genome assembly.
AUGGGUGCCUUAAGUCCUCUCGAUCCGUCUUCCUUUUCACGACCUGAACUGGCCAUCAUAAGACAUAUAUCGUUAGCUCUAAAUGUUGAUUUCGAAAAACGAGUGCUGAACGGAGAAGCAACAUUGACAUUCGAUGUGUUGAAGGACAUCGAUGAUCUGAUAUUAGACGCUAGUAACCUUAAAAUACAUUCUAUCGAGUCUGAGGGAGGGUCACAACUGCAGUACAAAUUGGGUGAAAAUGUUCCUAACUUUGGUUCUAAGUUGACUAUUUUGUUGCCGAAACAAGCUACUAUUGAUGAGAGACUUAAGAUAAAAAUAAAAUAUACGACGGACCCUUCAGCGUCAGCUUUGCAAUGGUUGGAUGCAGCACAAACUUCGGGAAAGAAACAUCCUUACAUGUUCAGCCAAUGUCAGCCAAUCCACGCUCGUUCAAUCCUGCCAUGCCAAGACACACCUGCUGUAAAGUUCACAUACGACGCGGAGGUGACAGCUCCCGAAGAGUUUACAGUGCUGAUGAGUGCAUUAAGAGGUGAAGUGAGAGGCAGCAAAACUACAUUCAAGCAACCCAUGCCACUACCGUCUUAUUUGGUAGCAAUCGCUGUUGGUGUGUUGGAGUCACGAACACUGGGACCUAGAUCGAAAGUAUGGUCGGAAAAAGAAGAGAUAGAGCGUAGCGUGUGGGAGUUCGCGGAAACAGAGAAGUACCUGCAGGCGGCGGAGCGGCUGUGCGGCCCUUACGAGUGGACGCAGUACGACCUGCUCGUGCUGCCGCCCUCCUUCCCCUACGGCGGCAUGGAGAACCCUUGCCUCACAUUUGUCACUCCUACUUUGUUGGCAGGCGAUAGAAGUCAGGCUGACGUCAUAGUACACGAAAUAAUGCAUAGCUGGACCGGCAACUUGGUGACGAACAGGAACUUCGAACACUUCUGGCUUAAUGAGGGAUUCACCGUCUAUUUGGAGAGGAAAGUCGCCGCGUCUCUCAUUAACGACACGAGUGAAGCUAAGAGAAGCCGCGACUUCCACAGCUUGUUGGGUCUUCAGGAGUUGAGCGAAACGGUAGACGAUGCUCUGGGACCUGAAAAUCCGUUAACAAAGUUGGUGGUGGAUCUUCAUAAUGUACACCCUGAUGACGCGUUUUCCACUGUGCCUUAUGAAAAGGGAUCACUGUUUUUGAGGUAUUUGGAAGACCUGUUUGGAGGGCCUGAGGUGUUUGACGAUUUUCUCCGUUCGUACCUAACAAAGUUCAGAAAACAGUCUUUGGAUACUGAUCAGUUUAAAGCAUAUUUAAUGGACUACUUCAAGAAUGACGACAGGUUGCAAAAUGUUGACUGGCAGGCGUGGUUGGACAAGAGUGGCAUGCCACCUAUUAUUCCUGACUAUGACACAACAAUGACGAAGGAGAUCGUGGCUUUGGUAGCUAAGCUCGACAGCCCAAAAGUGAAGUUUUCGUACGGAGACGUAAAAAAGUUUACUCCGCAUCAAAUGAUCCACUUCCUUCAGCAACUCCUUGAGAGGCCUCCUAUGUCGCUUGAACAUGUUCGUAGUAUGGGAAAGGCAUAUAAAGUGGACAACAGUAAGAACACUGAAAUCCAGUACAGAUGGUUGAGGUUAUGCGUCAAAAGCAAGGAUGACAGUAAGCUCAGUGAGGUGUUCAAUUUUGUCAACGGUAACGGCCGUAUGAAAUAUGUUCGACCUUUGUACAGAGAUCUUUACGCCUGGGAGGCAGUCCGUGACCAAGCAAUAGAUAAUUUCCUCAAAAACGAGAAAAAUAUGAUGCAUGUAUCGGCAUACACCCUUAGGAAGGAUCUCCAUCUAAGUGUAACUUCUGUUUAG